AUGAAAAAAUUAGAUACCUUCUGUUUAGAAGAUAACUCAGACGAUGAUUCUUUAGAUCAAACUCAUCAUAUUUCCAUACAAACAGAAAUAAAAUACAAAUAAGUUAGAGAUAUUGCUACCAAAAUUAUUUUGUGUUAUUCUAUUGAUUUUGAUCUUCCAAUCAUUUCAUUUCUACAAUUUUUACAGUUUGUUAGAGUUUUGAAUUCUGAAGAUACUAUUUAAAUUGAAGCUACUAAACCUCUUCUUAAAUAAUUAUUAAAUAUUCAACAAUUAGAAAUGAUCACUAAAGAUACUCAUUUAAAUGAUAUACUUAAUUAAACAUAUUCACUCAAUUAACUUAAUUCAAUCACUGCAAAUUUUGAAAAUAAAUAUAAACAUUAUCUACUUAAAUCAUAACCAUCUAAUAUCUGUUAAAUGACAAAAAUUAUUUAUAAUCAAAGAGAAAAAAUUAAAGAUAAACUUGAUAAAUUAUUUCAAGAUUAAAAUUUAUAGGAAUUCAUGUAAAAAGGAUAAGAUAAAUUAAAAAAAGCACCACUUGAAACUUGGAAAAAUAAUAAAAAAGAUUAUGAAGAAUAAUAAUUACCCAUAGCAUAAACUUUUUUAAAUUUAAAUAGAAUUAAAAAAUAUCUAGAUGAAAAAAAAGAAUAAGAAACAUAUGCAACUGGUAAAAUGAAUAGAAAAAAAAAUUAAAUGAUACGUAUUGUAAGAAAAAUCAUCAAAAAAAGAAGACCAAAAACAUAAAAUGAAAAAUUUUGUACUUAAGUUCAUUCUAGAAGAUUUAUUAAAAGGAUUUUUUAACUCUUAUUAUCAAGAUAAGAAUCCUAUCCUGAAAUAUUUUACUGUUUAACUAUUAAGUUUGAAAAGAAAACUGCUGAUAAGAUACAAUUUACCUUGAAUAAUAGAUUUAAAACCUAUAUAGAAAAUGAUUCAUACAUUCAUAAUUUAUUAAAUGAAGAAAUGAUUAAGAAAGGAUACAGUCCUGUUAAAUUAAAUGGAGAAUAAGUUAAUUUAGAAGAUUUCUUUCAAUGUUUUAAUUUAGAUCUCUAACCUUAAGAAGUAUCUGAAGCAAAAGUAGUUUAUGAAAUGAUUGUUUAAGUUUAUGAAUAGAAAGAAAUUCAUCGACUUAGGUUAUAUCCAAUCUUUAAUUGUACUAAAUAUUCAUUCUUAGAAUAAUAAAUUGCAUAAAUUGACACCAUUCAUAAAUAUCAAACUCCUCAAUUCUUAAAAUUUAAAUCUAUAGUGGAAGAUAUUAAAUAUUAUUUAGAUACCAACAAAAUUUAAAUUGAAAAAGAAAUCAAAGCCUUGGAAUAAAAUUAGCCUUAAACAAUAGAAAAACAAUAAAAUAAAAAAGAAAAAUUGGAAACUAAGGUUGAAAAUUGA
Paramecium sonneborni is the source of this 1380-nucleotide messenger RNA. Lineage: Eukaryota; Ciliophora; Oligohymenophorea; Peniculida; Parameciidae. The record is from the annotation of a GenBank genome assembly.